This is a messenger RNA of Sardina pilchardus (European sardine), 2820 nucleotides long. RefSeq names its product BCL10 immune signaling adaptor (gene bcl10). The coding region runs from base 206 to 1018 and encodes 270 amino acids. The record is from RefSeq and is a predicted model, not a curated record. Lineage: Eukaryota; Metazoa; Chordata; Actinopteri; Clupeiformes; Clupeidae. Gene Ontology annotation, biological process: canonical NF-kappaB signal transduction; adaptive immune response; positive regulation of extrinsic apoptotic signaling pathway. Gene Ontology annotation, molecular function: kinase activator activity; protein kinase B binding; NF-kappaB binding. The transcript is spliced from 3 exons. Gene Ontology annotation, cellular component: CBM complex; cytosol.
GAAGUAAGUUUCACUAGACAAUUCACUAGUUCCCCCUCUCUCCUUCCGAUGUUUCCUACGUUGUGCAUGACGGUCACUGACAAUUCUUACUAUGAUGGCACAUGUGCUGAGGCUUAGUUAAAUCGAUCUCUUACAGACCUAAACUUUUGUUUCAGAGCCGUAGACCUAGCUUGAAGCAGGGUUGGGAAACCACUGAAUUAGUAGAAUGGAUUUUCCUCACCUGACGGAAGAUGACAUGGCUGAAAUAAAAAAGGAAGCACUUGAAAGGCUACGCCCGUACCUGGUCGACAAGAUCAUCGCCAGUCGACAUUUUGACUACCUUCGCUCAAGGAAGAUCCUGACUCGAGACGACACGGAGGAGAUAAACUGCCGUACCACAGACCGCAAGCGAGCUGGCAAGCUCUUGGAUUUCCUGGCCGAAAACCCUCGGGGCUUGGAUACGUUAAUUGAAUCUAUCCGUCGGGAGCGCACUAUUAACUUCCUCAUCACUAGGAUAACCGACGAGGUGCAGCGGGUGAAGAAUGAGAGGAUAGCCGCUCUAAAGGCUGAAGCCUGCAGUGCCAGUUCAAGUUCAAACUACACCCACUCCAAGCCAGGUGCCACCAACGACCUCUCUCGGACAUUCUCUUAUGAUUCAAACUUUGACAAGACUUGCUAUGCCUCCACCUUGCUUUACCACCCGGAGGGCGAGAGGAGCCCAAAUAACUCGAUGGUCUCUAGUUCACUAAACCUGCUCAGUGAGUCUCCCAGGGGGCGAGACAACCCUGGGGGCAAUGCUGUUGGCAGUAGUGACAGUAUGGUUGGGUCAUCCUCCUGUGUCUCCUCUUUACCCAAGCCAGGAGACCCAGGGGCUCCCCCGCUACCGGAAGAGGUCCUGGAUGAGGCGCAGGACACAGACCCUGGUGCUUGUGGGAGCACGGCCAGUGGCGGGGACGCCAACUUCCAACCACUGCGAUCCCGGUCCAUUUCAUCUCGCCCAUCUUUCUCUUCCAUUUCACCCGCCUCGCCCUACAGCUAGUGAACUGACCCCGUGCCAGUGACUUUACCAUCAUGGCCUGCUCCCACUUCUGAGACCGUUGAACCUUUCUGUUAUUUUAUUAGUAAGACGUGUGCCUAUUUGUGUUAAUGUUGUCCUUCAUUUGUCUUUUUUUUCAUGGUGCAUAUCUGAUAUAUCUUGUCUGAUCCUCCUCAUCGUUUUAGCUGUCUUCAUGUUGUUGUUUUUUUGUCCAUCUUGUGCCUUUUUAAAUGGUUCAUGCAUGGUCGAGGAGAAAUCCUUCAGUAUACAGCUUCACUCAGAGUUUGUAUACUUCCUGAGAUGAUCGGAAAUCCCAGGAUCCCAGGCCAGUUGAAACUUGCCUGCGGUGUGUUUAUAGCUAGCUGGCUGUUUUAUAUAGCAACCCCAACCUUCGGGCACAUUCUUCCCAACAGGCCUCUUCAGAAUAUGCCUGUGAUGUUGGAUGUGGAGUGGAAUAAGAUCCCUCAGUGUCAUAUAGGCCCUGAUGGAAAUGCUGGGCAAAGUCUAAAGUCUAUAACUAAAGCGUGCUUAAUAACUAUGCAAAAUAUAAUGCAGUUGUAAUACCUGAGAAUGAUCCUGAGUAGCUGCACAAACGUCGAUGCAGCUGAGAGCUGUCUCACGCCACAUGAUACUGUACAGUUCAUGCACAAGAACCUUGCUCAGAGAAUGACUUUACCCGGUAUUUCAAUUAGGGCCCAUGGUGUCAGACAACAGAUUUCAUAACAAUGUUUAGCUGGAUGUAGCCAUGCACCGGCAUUUGGUAUCAUGACCUCUAGACAGCCAUCAUCUUCUAUCACUGAUGAUGAUCAGGAAAAGCAUGUAUUUUGUGUCAUUAAUGUAUAACCACAAAUCACACUAUCAGUCAUUAUAAAUCAAAAAACGCUCAAAUUUAAAAACCAAACUGACAGAGGAUUAUACUUCAAACUGAAAGUAACUAACUGAAUCAUAUUCAGGAUCAUAUCUGUAGCGUCACUGAUUGCUCUGCUGUUAAGCUGGUGGUUGAAGUUAGGUAAAACAAAUUAAUCUAACAGUGGAACCACUACACAUGGAAAUAAAUCACAAAGCUGCAAUAAAUUGAUUGUGAAAUUAUCAAUGCAAACUUUGGAAGAAAAAGGUGCCUGUGUGUAUAUACUGUAUGUGAAAGAACAAAUCUGGUGUUAGAUGUGUUAGUUCAUAUGUCUGUGUUCCAAUAGUUAAUUGUAGGCUGUAGUCUAUUUGUAAUGUGGGAUAUACUUUAAGGGGACUGAAUACAAGGGUAAAUGUUUUCUGUUCACACUAUCUUGUCAUUUUUUUAAGCUCUGAGAAGAGAAUUUGUUGUUUUUUACCAUCUUAUAGGGUUCAAUCUAACUUGCAUCCACAUUUGUACUGGAUGGCUCACAUAUGAUAUCAUUGGUUAAUCUGGCCUAACAGCAAUAUGAGUGCCAGAGUGUUCCACUGAAAUAUGUCUGUUGGUUUGUUCAGGUAAUAAAUCUGCAGUACAAUUCAAAGAAACACAGUAUACCUAACAAAAUGCUCAUUUCUGUUUCAUGUUUCUGCAUGUAUACUCUCAAAGUCUACUCUCCAAGAUGACAAAAAGGAACCAUCUUUGUUUUGACACUGUUAGAGAAAGUUUGAGUAAUUUAUGUUCUUCAAUUGUUUCUGUAUGACUUUUUUUCCGUGGUGAAUUUAGGGGCGACUAUGAUUGGCAGCUUGAUGCAAAGAAUGCUGUAGAACUUGCAUGAUGAAACUUAAGAAUGAAAAGAAUCCUUUAACUCUUCAUCUGUAUGAAUUCUUUAUCAAGAUAAAACUGUUUUCUUGCUCUGCCA